Messenger RNA from Frankliniella occidentalis (western flower thrips), 2152 nucleotides. RefSeq names its product axoneme-associated protein mst101(2)-like. NCBI's taxonomy places the organism in Eukaryota, Metazoa, Arthropoda, Insecta, Thysanoptera, Thripidae. The transcript is spliced from 6 exons. The record is from RefSeq and is a predicted model, not a curated record. Bases 244 to 1956 code for a protein of 570 amino acids. Gene Ontology annotation, cellular component: nucleus. Gene Ontology annotation, molecular function: zinc ion binding.
AUCCCGAACAUGGCGGCGUAUGAGAAGAGAAACGAUCGGAUCCGGUUUUCGAUCACAAUGUGCUUUCGCGCUCGCGCCCGAUUCGAUCUUACUGUACCGGUGCAGGUUGCAAGGCAAGCCCUCCUUUCGUUUAACCUCUGCGUUUCUCAUGUGUACUGGUCAUUUGACUACGAGGAUUAAGGUUUGAGAGCCUUAUCAUUUACUCGUUUUCCCGGCUUAACCUGUAUUCACCACCAUUCUGACAUGAGCAAACAGGAGUUGUGUAGGCUUUGCCACGGCAGGAGUGACAACAUUAAAAUUUUUGAUGAAGAAGAUUUUGAGCAGCUGCCAGAAAAAAUCAGUUUCACUCUGAGUAUAACUGUUUCUGCCUCAGAUGCUAAAAAAACGCUGUGUUCAUUAUGCAAAAUUAAAGUGACUGAAUUUUUUGAAUUUAAAACCAAGUGCCGAAACAUUGAGUCUAAUAAGGAGGUCACUGUGCCACCAUAUGUAAAGAUUAAAACUGAACCAGUUGAGGCAGAGAAUUCUGAAUCCAAGCUACCUCAACCAGUGGAUCCGUUUCUUUUAAUUCCUAUUGGUAAUCCAAUUCUACUUUCGGAUCUUGCCUCUUUCCUUCCGACUUCAAUCAAUCAAUCGAUCACUCAGUCAAAUCUUUUUAAUAACUUAAACAUAAAAAAAGAAAAGGAAGUAAAAGAAGUUAAGAUUAAUAUAAAGAAAGAAGUUGACUUAACUCCAGUAAGUCCAAUUGUCAGAACAUUUAAAGAAGAGAAUCUAGAUGAAUUGGUUGAUGGUGUAAUGAAUGAUAUGACUGAAAGAGACUCAAGUGAAGAUAGCAAGAACUCUGAAGACAUGAAUGAUAAAAAUGUAUCUGAAGAGGAAAAUUCUGCAAAGAACUCUGAAAAGUUAUCUGAAAAGUCCUCUGAAAAGUCCUCUGAAAAGUCCUCUGAACAGUCCUCUGAUAAGUCGUCUGAUAAGUCUGAUAAGUCCUCUGAUAAAGAGAAUUCUUGUAAGUCAAAUAAUAAUGAGGGAAGUUCAUCUGACGAGGAGAAAUCUUCUGAGAAGUUAAAUGGUAAAAGUUCCUCUGGAGAGAAAUCAGAUCCAAAAUCUUCUGAAGAUGACUCUUCAUCUUCCGUUUCUGUCAACAAAAGACGUAGCGUGUCCUCUCGUGGAGGUAGAGGCCGCAAGCGCAGAGGAGGAUCUGUCCGUGGCAGCUUGAGCAAAAGAGGCCGAAGUCGGAGAAGUGGCGAUUGUGAGUCACCCAAAACCCAGUCACCCAAAACUCCAGAAAGAGAGGGAAAACGCCUUACAAGGAGCAGCACAGGCACAAGCAUUCGUCGCAGGAUUGUCGACAGCAGUGAGGAUGAUGGAGAUUUUCAUGUUCCUGAUGACCCGGAUGACCCAGAGUUCAAAAGUAGUAGGGCUCGAUCAAGAUCUCCUAGUGAAUCCGCAUCAUCUUCAUCUUCUGAUGAAGACAAGCAAGAGACAAGCAAGAAGAAAAUUAUCAAGAAGACUGACCUGUCUCUGCUACUUCAAUCGGCCAAGCAGGAGAAAGAGGAGGCUCUUAAACGCCAAUGCCCUCACUGCAAAAUGGUUUAUAAACAUUGGGUUUCUUAUGACGAUCAUGUGAAGAGUUGCAAAGGACCAAAAGAAAAGGAUGAUGAUAAGGAGCGGAAAUGUGUUAUAUGCCUCACCUUGUUCAAAGGAACAAGAGCAUUGAGAGAACACAUGGAGGUUCACCAGCCUAAGAAAGGUCCCAGUCAUCACUGCAAAAUAUGCAAUGAAAACUUCCCAUCUAAAGGUGGCUUAAUAUGCCACAAUGCUCUGAAGCAUAGUGCAGGCGUUACCAAGCCUAUAGUUGCACCAGAGAGGAAAAAGCAUCAUUGUGUAACAUGCAAUGAAACAUUCGACUCCAGUGGGGAUUACAUAUGCCACACUGUGUUAAAACACAAAAAAAAGUAAUUAGUAUUAAAUCUUAUUACAGUUUAUAUGUAAAAUUUUCCUUAUCAUUAUUGUGAUUAAUUAAUUUUUUAAACAGUCCAUAGUGCCGGCAUGUCAAAGGACAUCCAUAGUUUCAGAGUAGUUGUAAUGAGUUAGAAAUAGACCCUCAUGUCUCAUGUGCAAAUCGGUGUUUAAGAAAUAUAGCCUUUUGUUCACA